AUGGUAGAAAAUUUAUAUAAAGGUGUGGUUUUCCAAGGAGAUCUGCGGCUGUGUUGGCAUGGAGUGCUGGAUGAGCAGUUCUUGCAGCUGCAACAGCUCCAUGACGAGAACUCCUCAAACUUCGUGUCGGUGGUCAUGACCAUCUACUUCCACGAGUCCGAGAAGCUCCUCCGCAACCUCCGAUUGCUCCUGAUGGACAGAGAGCUGUCGGACUACAGGAAGAUGGAGAUACACUUGAAACAGAUGAUGGGAGGCAGCUCCAGCAUCUGUGCCAAGCGCGUCCGGAACGUCUGCAUCGCCUUCCGCAGCGCUUCCGGGCAGAGCAACCAUGCCGGGUGUUUGAGAGCCUUGGAGUUGCUUGAACAAGAAUAUUGCUACCUCAACAACAAACUCCACGAACUUUUCCAGAUAGAGCAACAUAGAGCUUUGGCAUCUGGGGUUAGCUAUCCUGCACACCACGACUGA
Messenger RNA from Eucalyptus grandis, 465 nucleotides. Its product is annotated as pseudo histidine-containing phosphotransfer protein 6-like. Gene Ontology annotation, molecular function: protein histidine kinase binding; histidine phosphotransfer kinase activity. Lineage: Eukaryota; Viridiplantae; Streptophyta; Magnoliopsida; Myrtales; Myrtaceae. The transcript has 5 exons. The coding region runs from base 1 to 465 and encodes 154 amino acids. The record is from RefSeq and is a predicted model, not a curated record. Gene Ontology annotation, biological process: phosphorelay signal transduction system; cytokinin-activated signaling pathway; phosphorylation. Gene Ontology annotation, cellular component: cytoplasm; nucleus.